Molecule: messenger RNA, 840 nt
Organism: Protopolystoma xenopodis
Lineage: Eukaryota; Metazoa; Platyhelminthes; Monogenea; Polystomatidea; Polystomatidae
Source: the annotation of a GenBank genome assembly
AUGACCACUAAGAUUGCGGUAGUUGCCAACCUCUCGCUUCAAGUAUUUCAACAGCAUGCAUUACGAACUCUGACAGCAUCUCCUAGUCAGCAAUUAAGAGGUCAUUCUCCGUCUUCAUCUAUUGGAAAUUCUCCCAUAACUAAUUUUGGUGCACUCGAACAGCUCCUAAAGAAGAUAACCUCUCCUUCCAGUCAUGUUAAAAAUAACACAUCUAGUGGCCAUGAUCAUUUGUUUGAAGAUAACUUGCGUCGCUUAAUUACAACCCUAAAAAAUCUAACCUCUCAUGAUGUCGGGUUAGAUCUACGGUGGAUUUCUGACACAACCUCAUAUGCUGCGCCUGUAGUUUAUAUUCACAUUAUGGAAAACGAAGUCUUUUCCAUGGGGAUAUUUGUUCUAAGGCCCGGUUCACGCAUUCCCCUGCAUGACCAUCCAGGGAUGUUCGGCAUCUUGCGGGUGCUGUAUGGAUCACUUCGGUGUCGUAGCUUCACUCGUUUAGACGGAGAACGGGCUAUAUAUCCUGGAAGUCCAUUGGCAUCUGCAUUAUCACCUCUAACCACUUCAGCCUCUUCGCGUUGGCAGCUAACUGACCUUGUGGUCGUACAGCCUCAUCAGGACACUAUUCUUAGUGUCGACAGUGAUCCUUGUCUACUCACUCCUUCUGAAGGGAAUUUGCAUGAGCUGACUGUCUGUGAUGAGGCGGCCGUCUUUCUCGAUAUUCUUGCUCCUCCCUACGAUCAUGAUUUAGGGACACGAGAAUGCCGUUUCUACAGAGAAGUGAUACUUCCUCAGCCUGUUUUGAUUAGCUCUGCUGCUGGAGAUAGUUCUACAACUACUAGUAUC